CCACACAUGCUCCGGUGAUGCGCUCCCAUAAAAGCGCAUGCAAGGACGCAAUCAAAGCGCUCCAUGUCCUCUGCUGUGCACUCACGCUAUAUAUCUAUCUGCUCGAUCUGUCGAUGCUUCGUGCACUGAUUCGGCAUGGUGUGCAUGUACAAAUGCUCUGGCAAGACUGGGAUCUACACCCAGGUAAACGUCUGGUUGUCUUGAUUCUAGGCAGCAAUGGUUUGUUGCUGCUCUGGCACCUGAUGUCGACGCUGCCUCUACCAGGUGCGUAUCAGAAUGGCUACUUGCACGGCGGCCUCUUUAUUGACUUUGUCGGUCAGGGUAAGAAGUCAACUUCAUGUCGCAUGUCACUUGACUGACAGAGCAGUUCCUGGCAGCAAAGGCAGACUCAUGCUGCUAGAUCUCGUUUACUUCCUAACGCAAGUCACCCUUAUUGACCUCAAGACACUGGAAGGACAAACACAAACACUCGAGGGCGAGGAGGAAGGAUUACUGGA
Messenger RNA from Protomyces lactucae-debilis, 497 nucleotides. RefSeq lists its product as uncharacterized. The coding region runs from base 18 to 359 and encodes 113 amino acids. Lineage: Eukaryota; Fungi; Ascomycota; Taphrinomycetes; Taphrinales; Protomycetaceae. Gene Ontology annotation, cellular component: Dsc E3 ubiquitin ligase complex. Gene Ontology annotation, biological process: SREBP signaling pathway; protein processing. The record is from RefSeq and is a predicted model, not a curated record. The transcript is spliced from 2 exons.